Messenger RNA from Fimicolochytrium jonesii, 1575 nucleotides. RefSeq lists its product as uncharacterized. Lineage: Eukaryota; Fungi; Chytridiomycota; Chytridiomycetes; Spizellomycetales; Powellomycetaceae. The transcript is spliced from 7 exons. Bases 169 to 1425 code for a protein of 418 amino acids. The record is from RefSeq and is a predicted model, not a curated record.
CACCACGGUUGUUGCCUGGGUUGUGUAGGAGCCAGCGUAGGAGCAGCCAACGAACUUCUUCUUCAUGGCGUCGAAGGUAUAAAACGAGGCUGGCCGCCGGCUCGGCGCUGUCGUUUGUCCUGCGUCUUCUCAUCUGAGAUCGGUGCGUCUUCUCCGAAAUUGACUGCGAUGCGAUCAUCCAUCGUCGUCUCAUAUAUCGCCUGCCUCGCGUCACUGGCAGCUGCAGAAACAGUCCAGCCAGGCGCUGUCAUCUCGACCCACGAUACCUCUCCCAGCGAUUCCAUUCUCCGCUACUCGCUUCCGUCCUUGCACGCAAGACAAGACCCGGCUACAUGUCCUCAAGGCGAAAAGAGAUGUCCGCGAGGAUGCUAUCCUCUUUCUAAUAUCUGUUGUCCUGCUGGCCACGGCUGCAACCCAGAUGAAACCUGCAUAGACGGUGGCUGCUUGAGACCACUCGGUAAACCCACGAAAAACACCACCUGUACCAACACUGCCAACAACUACCUGGACAGUUUCUGCGGUGAUAAGUGCAUGCCUUUAGCGGCGUCAUGCUGUCGCGGCGAUUCAUUCUGUCAAAAUGGAUAUUGCGCGACGAAUGAAACGUGCACGCCAUGGAGUUCUAAUUCGAGAGAGGGGGCAGUCUUCAGUGAGGAUGCGCUGUGUGGUUCCUUCUCCAUGGCUCCAGGUCACCAAUGCUGUCUCGCGAUUGACGACGAAUUCAACCGAAAAUACGACGGGCCUGCCGCCAGCUGUCCGAGGUACACCACGAUGCUCCCGCCCGGCGCAAUAAGCUACCGAUGCGGCGAUAGCACCACUCAUUCGCCUGGCAGAGCACCACCGACUUGUACUGGCCCGGGGAGCACGGCAUCCACCUGUGCCGAACUAGGUCUAGACGACUGCGGAUCCGGCUGCAUGGCGCGAGGCGGUACGUGUUGCACCGGCACAACCGGCGGUGCCGGCAAUUCGACGUCCUGGACCUACUGCCCCCGAAACGGCGUAUGCGCUCCAGAUGGACGCACGUGCGAAAGCGUGCUUGAUAGCGAUGGCUGUGGCGUCCUGCAGGAGAAGUGUGGGUCAGGGUGUAUGCGUGUUGGAAGUGUUUGUUGUGGCGCCUCGUCGUGUCCCGCAGGCACAACCUGCGGCCCCAACAACCAAUGCUUGAAAGACGGUGCAAUCCCCUCCGGCCAGUGGGUCCCAGAAGUCGGCAACGUCGGCAUCCUUUUCCGUUCUCGAGUAGUCGUUGGGAGGCCUGGUGCUACUCCUGCUGGCAACAGCACCGGGGCUGGUGGCUCUGGUAAUGGCCCUGUCGGCAAUACCGGUAAAAGCGGAUCAAAGGAUAACGGCAGCGCCGCGGUAGCAGCAACGGUUUCCGGCUUUCAAAUCGCCGCCGCCAUCGCGGGCCUUAUCGUCAGCUUCCAACGGUAGAAGGUACAGACAUUGCUCCCAAACGCUCGUCUGGAGAAGGACCGCGGCUAGCCUAGAGGUGUGUAGUAUAGCACUGCAGACUCGAGACGCUAUUGUGAAGGGUUCAACGCUAUGAUAGCCCACCCACCCAAGACCGCUGAACCAUCCUCU